Molecule: messenger RNA, 1791 nt
Organism: Cladocopium goreaui
Lineage: Eukaryota; Dinophyceae; Suessiales; Symbiodiniaceae
Source: the annotation of a GenBank genome assembly
AUGCCGUGGUGGGGAUGGAGUAGCGGCAGCGGGCAGCGCCGCGAAGACGAAGACGAGUGGCGAUCUGGCAGCGGGCAGCACUGCCAAGAAGAUUGGAGUUGCGGCCAGGGCCGCGAUAGGGAUUGGGGAUCCGGAAAUUGGCAGCACAGCCAAGAAGAUUGGAGUAGCGGCCAGGGCCGCGAUAGGGAUUGGGGAUCUGGAAAUUGGCAGCACAGCCAAGAAGAUUGGAGUAGCUGGCAUGGCUGCCAAAACGAUUGGACAUCUGAACAUGGGCAGCAUAGCCAGGCUCGUUGGAGUAGCGGGCAGACCCGCCAAGACGAAUGGAGGUCUGACGGGGGAUCAUGGGACCAGGAGAACGUUUCUGGUUCCUGGCCUGCAGCAUGGCAGGAUGAUAGGAGGCGCGAGUGGGAUCAGAGCGGGUAUGACCGCGACAGCACCGCAUGGGACGACGAGCGGGGAACCCGUUGGUCGGACCAUCAAGCUGCAGAGAUGGCAAGGAGGAACCAAAGCAAUGGGGAGCAGCGCCGGGACACACGCAGCCCGUUGUCUAGCAGCAGCACGCGUUGGACAAGACGCUCCCAGCGCGACAGGAGCCCAGACCCGUCACCGUCACCAGCCCCAGCAGCUAGACGCAGCGGGCGUAGCCGCAGUCCAGCACGGCCGACUUCCCCAAUGAGAACAGAGACCCCAGCAGGUGGAGAAGGUAGAUCUGCAGAGGGAGCGGGUCCAUCCGCAGUGGGAGCGGGUGGAUCCGCAACGGGAGCGGCUCCAUCCGAGCAAGGCCCUUACAAAAAAGGAUGGGUAUGGAACACUAGGAACGAUUUUCAUGGGUGGAAGCACGUAGAAGGCCCACGAGACGAGCGGCGAAGCGCUGCAGCCAAGGCAAUCCGCAAAGCAAAGCGGGAACAGCGGGCGUCAUCCAGAGACCCGCGCGUGCAGCAGUGGUCCCAAGGAUGGGUUGGCUGGGACGUUAGCUGGGACGAUGCAUGCAGUGACCAUGCUGACGUGGAAGCGGCAUGGCGCGCCUGGAGCGACUUGGAGAAAGUGGACGAAAAACCGGAGGAUGAAGAAGAGGCUAAAUCAGCUGACGACCACAGCGGCAAGUCCGCCACGCGCACCUUGCAAAAAGGAAGCGGCAAGGACCGCAAUAGCACCGGCGAUGGCAAGGGAUCUGGGUGCUGGGGUGGUCCUUUAGCAUGGGACUAUUACAACAGACCUUUUCCGACAAGACCCGCGGAUGCUUUUGAAAAACUGAGACAGCGAGUGCAAGAAGCCUUGCAAGGUGACCUGGCAGCGGCGCUGGCCGCAAAUCCUAAAGGGGGCGGAGCCACAGCAACAAGCCCCACUGAGGCAGAGAUGCCGACACCACCCAGCCCAACAUCCCCAGCAUCUCCUCCACCGCCAGCGGCGCCGGCGCCGCCAAGUAGCAGCAACGAAGCUGCGCUGCCCUCUGGCAACAAGGAAGCGGUUCAAACCGCGCAAAAGAAAAAAGAGACAGAAAGAGAGGCCACCAAAGAGCUGCCAAUCCCAAGGUCCCAUGAGAGACCUGAUCCAGAAGCAACGCACGCAAAAGCGGAACUUUCUGCGGCAGCAACUGUGAAAGAGGAAGUGGACUAUUCAGAUGACGCUCUGUUGGCAGCUGCAGGGGCAAACGCCAAGCCUGUUGUUCCACGGAAAAAACGCAAGAAAAGAAGAAAGCACAAAGGCUGUCAGCUGUCAGAGCCUGAAGGUCCGGAAGCCGCAGAAGAAUCAGCGGGAUCGCGCCGCAGAAUCAAGAGCGCGAGAAGCUGA